Messenger RNA from Phyllostomus hastatus (greater spear-nosed bat), 3565 nucleotides. RefSeq names its product zinc finger protein 431-like. NCBI's taxonomy places the organism in Eukaryota, Metazoa, Chordata, Mammalia, Chiroptera, Phyllostomidae. Gene Ontology annotation, biological process: regulation of transcription by RNA polymerase II. The transcript is spliced from 4 exons. The coding region runs from base 49 to 2502 and encodes 817 amino acids. Gene Ontology annotation, molecular function: DNA-binding transcription factor activity, RNA polymerase II-specific; RNA polymerase II transcription regulatory region sequence-specific DNA binding. The record is from RefSeq and is a predicted model, not a curated record. Gene Ontology annotation, cellular component: nucleus.
GGCUCUAGCGGUUGUUCCGGUCGGGGAUUCUUAGCGAGUCCCGCAGUGAUGGACAACCUCAGCGUUUUCCUGCAGGAGAGCGGGGUUCCUGAGUGUUUAAUAUCGUCUAGAAAGACACUUGGACUUCCUCAGAAGGAGCAGGAGAAAAUGACCAAGUUCCAGGAGACUGUGAUGUUCAAGGACGUGGCUGUGGUCUUCACAGAGGAGGAGCUGGCACUGCUGGACCCUUCCCAAAGGAUGCUGUACCAAGAUGUGACCCUGGAGAACCUCAGGAACCUGAUCUCUGUGGGACAUUGGAAUCAAAAUGAGAUAGAGACUGCUCACGAAGUUGCUUUAAGGUACCUUUUUCAUGAAGACCUUGUGUGCUGGCAAAUAUGGAACCAACUGCUGAGAAAGUUAACUAGAAAUCAAGACUUGGUAAUAAACCAGGGAAGCAAGGUUUUGGAUUUGCUGAAACAGGGUGAUUCCACCUGUCAGUUGUGUGCAGGAGAAUCUACUCAGGUUUCAGAAGGAGAGAUAAAUGUAAUAAAGCCUCAAGAGGAAGUUCAAAAUUUCAGUACUAUAACAAAAGAAGAGUUUCCCAUGAGGACCAACCACAAUUGCCAGAAGAAAGUGUAUUUCAGACAGUCACAGAAUGAUCCGAGUAGGUGGCAGGAGGGUGACGACAGAUGUAAAGUGUUAGAGUGUGAGCAGUGUGACAGGAGAAGGACCUCUGGUCUCCACAGUGAUGAUGAGGAAGUGAGGAAAAGGGAGACGGCUUAUAGCCACAAGAAUUGUCUGAAAGACUUUGGGAAGGAGUCAUUGCAGUAUAGUGUAAUCCACUCAGAAGAGCACACCUCUACUGAAAAUGCAAAAGGCAUCAACUUUAGCCCCAGUGUUGAAUUUCAUCAACAAUUGCACCUGGGAGCAGAAACUCAUAUACAUUGUGAGUUUGGGGAGAGUAACAGUUACAGCUUGGAGCUUUGCACUGCUCAAAGUGUUCACACAGAAGAGAAAUGCAAAUGGAGUGAUGGGUGUGGUCAGGACGUGUGUCAGAGUUCAUAUCAGAAAACCGAUCAGCAAGUCCACAUGGGAGAGAAAACCUACAAGUGUGUUGAGUGUGGGAAGGGCUUCAGUGGGAGUUCACAACUUCAAGUUCACCAGCGACUGCACACCGGAGAGAAACCCUACAAAUGUGCUGUGUGUAGGAAGAGUUUUAGUCAGAGGUCCAGUCUUGAAUCUCAUGAGCGACUCCACAGUGGAAAGAAAAUCUACAAGUGUACUGAGUGUGGGGAGAUGUUCAGUCAGAAUUCAAAACUUCAAGUUCAUCAACGUGUCCACACUGGGGAGAAACCCUACAAAUGUGCUGUGUGUGGUAGGAGAUUCGCUCGGAGUUCAUAUCUGCAAGUUCAUCAGCGAGUGCACACUGGAGAGAAACCCUACAAAUGUCCUGUGUGUGGGAAGAGCUUCAGUCGCAGCUCAAACCUUCAAGUUCAUAAGCGAAAUCACACUGGAGAGAAACCCUACAAAUGUCCUGUGUGUGGGAAGAGCUUCAGUGAGAGAUCAUAUGUGCAAGUUCAUCAGCGAGUUCACACUGGAGAGAAACCCUUCAAAUGUGGUGUUUGUGGGAAGAACUUCAGUCGGAGUUCAUAUCUGCAAGUUCAUCAGCGAGUGCACACUGGAGAGAAGCCCUUCAGUUGUGCUGUGUGUGGGAAGAGCUUCAGUGAGAGUUCAAAACUUCAAGUUCAUCAGCGAGUUCACACUGGAGAGAAACCCUACAAAUGUACUCUGUGUGGGAAAAGCUUCAGUCAGAGGGCUGGACUUCAACUCCAUCAGCGGGUCCAUACUGCAGAGAAACCCUACAAAUGUACUGUGUGUGGUAAGAGCUUCACUCACAAAUGCGGGCUUCACAUUCAUCAGCGAAUCCACACGGGAGAAAAACCCUAUAAUUGUGAUUUGUGUGGGAUGAGAUUCAUUCGUAUGUCCUAUCUUCAAGCUCAUCGGCGAGUGCACACUGGAGAGAAACCCUACAAAUGUACUCUGUGUGGGAAAAGCUUCAGUCAGAGGUCUGGACUUCAACUUCAUCAGCAACUCCAUACUGCAGAGAAACCCUACAAAUGUACUGUGUGUGGUAAGAGCUUCACUCAGAAUUUCGGGUUUCAAAUUCAUCAGCGAAUCCACACGGGAGAAAAACCCUAUAAUUGUGAUUUGUGUGGGAUGAGAUUCAUUCGUAUGUCCUAUCUUCAAACUCAUCAGCGGGUCCACACUGGAGAGAAACCCUACAGAUGUGCUGUGUGUGGGAAGACCUUCAGUCGGAGUUCAGAUCUUAAAGUUCAUCAGCGAGUCCACACUGGAGAGAAACCUUACAGAUGUGCUCUGUGUGGGAAGAGCUUCAGUCGGAGUUCAGAUCUUAAAGUUCAUCAGCGAGUUCACACUGGAGAGAAACCCUACAAAUGUGCCCUGUGUGGGAAGACCUUCAGUCAUACCUCUAGUCUCCGAGGUCAUCAGCGCGUCCACACUUGAGAGAAACUACAAAUGGGCUGUGUGUGGUAAGAGCUUCAGUUGGAUCUUAGCUCUUCAAGCUCAUCAGGAGUUCCCCAUAUUGAAAAACCAUAUAAAUAUAGCAAAUCUGGAGCAAGGUUCAACCACAUUUCAAGUCUUGAAGCAGAUUGUAGAGUCCAUACUGCGUAGCACUGUACAAACAUUUUGGUUGUGGUAAGGGCUUUAGUAAGACUUCUACGUCUUCACCUUUAUCAGAGAGUAUAUGAUACUGGUAAGCUCAUCACACCUGAUAGGUGUGUGAUAAAAGUGUUCCCCAGAGCUUAGACUUCUACGUUUCAUGAGGAAAUCCACACAGCUGAGUGUCUAUAAAAUGUGUGUGUAAAAAAUUCAUCAUGACUUCCGGCCAAGGUUGAGGUGUAGGUGGACACACUGUGCCUCCUCAUAUAACCAAAAUUAAGGACAACAAGAAUUUAGAAACAGAAAAACAACCAGAAAAGACAGAAAAUUGAACUGUACCAAAGUCCCAACAACCAUUUAUUUAGACCAAUAAGAGGGGUGGAGUCAGUGGCCAGGCAAAAGGGCUUGCAGCAGGAAAAAGCGAUGCCUGGCAUAUCUGGGCCCACAGGGUGCAGGGAGCGGCUAGCAGACCCUGAUGGCAGAUCCCAGGUGCAGGCUCAGGGAGGCAACUAGCAGACCCAGUGAGGGACAGAAGUCAGCUGGCUGCGCACAGUGACACACUGGGGUACAGGCAAACCAGGUGAAAAGGGCAGCAAGAUAGACCACGCAAACCAGAGCCCAAGCUCCAGGAAAUAAAGCCUAAAAGCACUGAUUGAAAACAGUUGUGGAGGUUGAGGUGCUGGGAGAGACUGCACCCUCACAGGAGAGUUCAUUUAGAGACCCACAGGGUCCUAGAACGUACAGAAUCCCACCCAUCUGGGAACCAGCUCCGGAAGGGCCCAGUGUGCUAGUGGGAAGCGGCAGAAGGGAGUGAAAUUGGACAUGGAGUGGAGCAAGCGCCAUUGUUCCCUCCUGAUCCCACCCCCACAUACAGCAUCACAACCCAGCAACUGGGUUGCUCCAUCAG